Molecule: messenger RNA, 7871 nt
Organism: Labrus mixtus (cuckoo wrasse)
Lineage: Eukaryota; Metazoa; Chordata; Actinopteri; Labriformes; Labridae
Gene: hoxc4a
Product: homeobox C4a
Exons: 2
Coding region: 1047-1841 (264 amino acids)
Biological process (GO): regulation of transcription by RNA polymerase II; embryonic skeletal system morphogenesis; anterior/posterior pattern specification
Cellular component (GO): nucleus
Molecular function (GO): RNA polymerase II cis-regulatory region sequence-specific DNA binding; DNA-binding transcription factor activity, RNA polymerase II-specific
Source: RefSeq, a predicted model, not a curated record
CAUUUGUAAGGCUGCUCAUAAUAAUAUUUGAAUAUACAUAUGCGUGGCUUUUGUUGUGUCUUUCAUUGUUGGAGGUUUUAUUAUUAAAGGUUAAAGUUACAUCUUACACUUGCCUAUUCUCUUUUAUACACUUGAAACUUUUUGCAUCUUUCAGUUGGAUCACAAUAACAUUUCUUAAUAGAUUUUUUUUUUGCUAUAUUAUAAAGAAGAGUUUUGCUGAUAUUCAAAGCAGCUUCAAAAUACCUGUAAGCUUGAGAAUCCUUACCUCAAUCUCUGCCCUAUAGAUAUUACAUUUUAAGUUGCAGGCCGAAUGUUUUAAUUAACAACCCAGAAGAAAAAACAUAGAGUAAAAAAUGGUUAAAAUUGGAUUCAGUUCUCAGUCAUUAGAUGAUCAGGCCUGUUUCAAACAUCAACCCCUCCUUUAGAUCAUCUCACCCUCCAGUCCUCCUCUGACAUUUAGAUUCACCAUAAACCUUUAAAAUAUGAGUGCUGAAAUGCUCUUAGAAAUAUCAUCAAAACUGCAGCAGCUCUAUAACUCUUAAGUGUAUUAAUGGUGCGUAAUGUGCUUCACAGCUGAAGUGCUGUUGCUAAAGACUUCAUUAAUUAGCAGAUAACCUUUCUAUAAGGCGUGCAGGCUAACAAAAUGAUUGCUUUGCUAUUGUUGUGCCUUAUCCUUGGCGAAUCACCUAUUGUCCCUUUGAAUAAUUGAGACCAGUGGAUUUUGCCUGUUUUAUUUUUUCCUUGGUCAGCAACUAGCUACUAGUUUUGUCCCCAAGAUCAAUUGCUUUGGUAACACAACCAGAGAGGGAGAGGGAGAGAGAGAGAGUGAUAGAGAGAGAUAGAGGGAGAGAGAUUUGUGCCCACAAUGGCGACUGUAGGUAUGCUAAAUACCUCUGGUUCCUUAUCCGGGAACUACCUCUUACUCCGCGAUUGGGCCACUGGGUCACGUGGUAAAAGUAACUUUACAGGGCUGCUCGCAAGUAGGAGGGCUUUAUGGAGCAGAAAAACGACAAAGCUAGAAAAAUUAUUUUCCACUCCAGAAAUUAAUGAUCAUGAGCUCGUAUUUGAUGGAGUCUAACUACAUUGAUCCGAAAUUUCCUCCAUGCGAGGAAUAUUCGCAAAAUAACUACAUCCCAGAGCAUAGUCCAGAAUUUUACAGCCGCGCGAGGGACAGUGGCUACCAGCAUCACCACCAGGAGUUAUAUCCUCCGCGGGCGAGCUACCAAGAGCGCCAGUUUAACUGUGCAAGCAUCCCUGAACCUGACACGCCACGGGGACAUGGAAUACCCCAAUCUGCGCACCUGCUGACAGGGAAAGGGCAGCCUGCCUCAUGUGAAACCCCACAGUUGUCCAUGUCCCCCGCCACCCCACCGGCCGCCACCUCCGCCUGCAACCAAGCCACCCCGGAGCAUCCCAACAGCACAGCCUCCUCCAAGCAGCCCGUGGUGUACCCGUGGAUGAAGAAAAUUCACGUCAGCACUGUGAACUCGGCGUACAAUGGGACGGAGCCCAAGCGGUCUAGGACAGCUUACACCCGGCAGCAGGUCUUGGAAUUGGAGAAGGAAUUCCACUAUAACCGAUAUUUAACUCGGCGGAGGCGCAUCGAGAUCGCCCACACCCUAGUUCUCUCCGAGCGACAGAUUAAAAUCUGGUUUCAAAACCGCAGGAUGAAAUGGAAAAAGGAUCACAGGCUGCCGAACACCAAAGUGAGAUCCUCCUCUUCCUCCGGCUCCAACACAGGCUCAGCAGCAGGCGCUGUAGCCGCUGCCUCGGCCACUAACACAGGGGCCCCCGACGAACUGACCGGAGCGCAGCAUGCCGAGGAUAUUACCAGGUUAUAAACCCACGAGCCAGAAAAAGAACUGGAUAUUUAUAGAACAAUUCUAUAUUUUGUUUUGGUAGCUAUCUUGUGCGGUUUCCUUUAAGUCCAAAGUUAUAUAAAAUGCAUGUUAUAUAGCAUGGAUUACUGCGAACACCGAUGAAUUAUUUUUACGUGACACAGGGUUUAAUUUAUUUGAAGCUCAAUUAAAAUGUUUUUUUAUUAAAAAUGUUUUGAAUGAAGGAACAAAAAAAGUAGAAAAAUAUACAUUUUAUCAAAAUGUUAUUGUGGGCCAUUCUUUUUGCCCUGCUGCCCAAUAAGGUGAAAUGCACAAUCUAUUUAUUUCAAACAACACUGGAAGGAAAUCCAUAUAAUAAUAGUUAUUUUUGGUAUAUAAAAAAAAGCUGGAACACACCAUUGAUCUUGAACUUGUUUGUUUUGGAUAAUGUGUGAAAUUACCUCGUGUAUUUCAAAAAACAGGAUUUUGAUUUACAGUUUAGUUUUGUGGUGUUGAUGUUGUGUUUUAGACCGUUAAAAAGCAGAUUAUUGUGAAAUGCAAUAAACGGAGUGUAGUGUACUUGUGCUAAUCAUAUUGGUCAAUAAAACAGUGAGUGUCUACUAGUUUUAAAUACGUUUGGUCGAACCUUUAUUUUAGGCAAGAUGAGGUCUGCUUUAUUACGGUUGUUUGGAGGAAAUCAUAUUUAAAAUUGUACACGUGUGAAUAUUUAAACAAUUCUUGAAGGAAACAAGAACCACUGUUUUCAAUCUUUGUAAAUCCUGCAGCUCAUUCUGGAGUCUUGAAAUUAGCAAUGUGUACAGCCUGUGAGUGUGUGAGGCUGUAUGUGUGUGAGUAUGUGUGUGUAUGUAUGUGUGUUACUUCUGGCUCAUAAUGGACUGAAUAUUUCUAAAAUAUGAGAAAGAAAUAGUUUGCGCUCUGCAUUAUGUGCCACCUCAUCAAGCUGGAGGGCAUUCAAUUAGCGUUAAAGACGUGAAGCCAGUGAGGCCCUGAACGCAACACUGCGCUGCCUCUCUGCUCCCUGCGUCCUGACCUCAACACAAAGCUGCAUGCCAUUCAUUUAGAGGACAUUUGCAAUGUGUUACACAUUUUAGAUCGUUGUGCAAAUAUUCUGAAUCAUUUUGUUACUAGUUGCUCUGCUUUUUCUAGAGUCCACUGCGCCAUGCGACUGAAUUUUCAAAUGUAAAAAAUAAAAUAAAUAAAAUAAAAAAUUUAAAUAAAGUCAUGGAUUGCAGAGAUUGAGUUUUAAUUCGUCAUAUGGUGUUCGUUGGGGAUGGAGAUGGAGGAAACUCGCUGGUCUUUGGUAUCAACUCUGCAAUGAUGCUGAUAUUUUCCUGUGUGUUGUUUACUCUCUCGUUUCCCCCACAUUUCCCUGCUCUCUCCCCAUUGGGUCAGUGUGCAGCAGCUCGCGAGAAUUCAAAAAACUACAUUUAAAAAAAAAAACGUGCUCAAUGCAACGUCAUCGCCCGCUUUUCAUUUGGCAGGAGGGCUAACAAACUAAAGGACUAUUUACGAAUGUAUAUGCUGGACUAAUCCAACAACAUGACAAAAUAUCACACAGACUGCACAUUCAUUGAGGUUUCUAUUUGUUUUUUUUGCUUUGUUUUUCUCUCUCGCACUGAUGCAUUCUUCUUUUUGUUGUUGUUGUUGAAAAAUGUACGCAGAAGGAUUCCAGUUGAACCAUGACUUAAACCCAAAGACGUGCUAGAAUUUGAUAGAUUAUUGAAAUAGUGACAUGAAUAGGCCUUAUAUAAAAUGCCUCGCGUAGUGGGGGAGCUCGAGAGCACAAAAGGAAGAGGUAUUCUCCAUCAUCAAUCUUUCACUACACAGCUUUGUGUUAUGUUCGGGAAAAACAGCUCUGGCUACAGCCAGUGUCGAUCCUUGUAAAUAUGAUGUACCAGUCGGUAAAUCGUGUAACAUUAUUCCAAAAUGUGAGCUUUUAAAUGUACUCUAAAAUAACUCAAUUUAUCUGGACCAAAGCGGGCAGAAUCUGCCUUUAGAAGAGGCUUUGAGAAGCCACUAGAAUGGUGUUGAGACGGGGUUGAAAAAUGAAUCCACGAGCCUUUAUGUUGCUGGACAGAUUAGAGAAAUUAAUGUGCGCGCCACAGUCGCAGCAUCCCUCCGCUCCCUUUCUCGGCCCUGUCGCCUCCAUGUCGCGAGGCUGAAAAGCUACUUUAUUGAAGUUUUGGGGCGAAGAGGGAAAAGGCCGAGUUCACCUCGAGGACACAUUUUCUGUCCCAUUACGCUCAUUUCAGUCUGGAUGGCCCACCUCUCCCACCCUGUGACCUGACUCCUUCUGUACGCGCGCUGCUCCCCAUUGGCCUCGGCUUUCUUUUGUGGAUUUUUCCUCGUUGUGCCCGUAAAGAGGCCUGCAGUGGGGCAGCACUGAAUGUGUACCUCUCCUUUUGUUAAUCAGUCUGACCUAGGACUGUGCUGAACUCUCAUACAGACCUGCAAGACCCAAAACACGCGUCUUAAUUUCUGAGCAUCUUUUAAACCGACCUGAAAACUAUUUGUGGUCACUUCGAGCGGACAUUACGCAGUGAGAACGCGAGUAGGGCCUACGACAAUAACACAGGAUUGUAUGAAAACCAUUUAUCAAUCUGGUAAUGCGUAAUAGAGGUCUUUAAAAACACCUAAUGGGGAAAACAUGUUUUUUUUUUUAAUAGGCAUUUUUCUUACUGAUUCCCAAAAGACAUGUGUAUCUGAUCAAUUUAUGAAAACAGCUAAAAUUAGCAUUAGAUGUUAAAAAUGUCUCACUUUCAGAGGUUAAUUACAUUCCCCAAAGUGUCCAAAAACCAGAGGCAGUAAAAAAUAGCCUGGCGGUCACAUGACUUCUGUGUGACUUGAGAGAAUAACUGGCCUCAGGUCAGUACUUCAGCUCAAAACUAAGCUGCCAAUUAUAGCCAGGUGUUUGUGACAGUACUGGGACAGUUGGUCAUUAUGAUUAGUUUAUGGACAGGGACCUUCAAGUUCAGUCACAAAAACCUUCAAAGUUCCACAGACACUUCACUCCUCCAGAAAACUUUUAUUUGAAACCAAAUGACAUUUUCGUCCAGUAAGAAAUCAUUAAUUUAUUGAUCGUUUAAUAUAAGAUUUUUCAAAAGAAUGACAAGUAAAAGGCCAAAGGUAUUGCAUAUGUUUUAUAUAAAUUAGAUUUAUGUGCUUCAUUGUUUUUAUUUUACUCUAUUUGGAGAAAGGUCUUUAUUUCAAUUUCUUCUUUUCAUACAUUGAGUAACGCGUUUAUUCCUUUCUGGUGUGUACAGGACCAAAUAUUUGACACCAGCAUGUUUACAAAGAUAAACAGCUGACAGACGUUCAUGUCCAAACAACUGAUCCAAGUGUCCAUCAAGUGAAAAUCUAGUAGACGGAGCUCAGAUUACACUCCAAACAAAAACAUCGUGUCACAUUUGUUUGAGCUCUUGUAUCGAAGAUUUGUAUGAAGUACAACGAGAACAUUAUGGAUAAUCUGCGGAGAUUUUCUGUUGUGACUUUCUGUUGAUUUAGGAUUUAAUCAAGAAGCCCAUACAAGGCUUUGUUGGAUCUAUUCUGAGAAUAAGCAAUAUGUGAUUUAAGAUGUUUUAUACUAAAGCUUAUGCUGCUUGUCGGUCAUAAAUCAGUCAGUUUGUUGUUUGAAUUUGGGAUAAUGGGCACAGGCUUAUGCUCUAUAUCAUUUCACAUUCCCUCAGAUCUAAGAUAGUAUGUUCAUUUAUGAAGCUAAGAUUGUAUGAUCAUCAAUUUAACAUGAAUUAAAGAAAUAACAGAAAAACACAAAUGAAUGCCAAAAAAAAUUCGAAUUGUUUUCUCUUUUCUUUUCUUUUAUCAAUGAGAUCCAUUCCUUGAGUUUGAAACGAACUGUAAUUAUUAUCGAAGCGUGCCGUUUUUAAGAGUAACUUAAAGAGUCUAAUUCCUCCCCUCAGCACCUCGCAGAGACACGGUGUGUUUUCUGUGUUUGAAGUUCACUGUUUAAAUCCCUCCUCACUUACUCAGCCUCUAACUGCUUUACUUUCUGACUGCAGACUGUUGAAUCACGCACAUGAUUUCAGCUCACAGUGCACCGCUGCAGGCUGCAGGUUGUGAUUUAUGAGCACCUCGGGCCAGGACUCUCUCUUUGAGGAUAUAAAAACUUUACACAAACAGCCUUCGAAAUGUUUGAACAAGAGCAAAUGCCAAAUAAAUAUGACUAGCUGUUUUAACGGCGGCAUGGUUUAUAAUAAUACGGUUUUAUUAAACAAAAAAAUAACCGUCUUUCCCCCGUUCACUCGUCUCAGGUGAGUGCCACCAUUGCUCUGUUUUGAAGGGUCUUGACUGUUGUAUUGUCAGGGUUUAGUGUGUUGAAACGGCAGCCAUGGCAGAUGUAUAAAGGCUGAGAGUUGAAACAGGGGUCACGCUGCUAUUUUCCAGCAACACAGAGGCUCUCGCGCAUUGACCAGCAGUGGGUGUGCCAUAAAUCCGUAAAUCUUUCUGGGGAGCAGAUGCACCACGUCUUUUCUUUGUGUGAGUGUGUGUGAGGGAGGCAGUGUUUAAUGAAUUUACAUAAAGCUAGAUUUUAAAACUCCAUCAGAUAUGUUGAAGUGAUUAACUGUCAGAGCUGGCAAACAUUUCAGAGCAGCUUGGAUCUAUACUCCUGACGCUGGACAUGAUGGCGUGCGUAAACUUUAUGUCACCAUAACGUCUCGCUGAGAUAUUCUUCAUUAGCCUAUUUACUGCAUCGUUGAGGACCUCAGAAAUGACAGUCAUUUUCACGCAGUUCAACACGUCACACGAGGCCCAGACAGGCACUAGAUUGAGUUAUGAUUAUGAGAUUCACUUUUCAUUAGCACAAGUGAUCUGAAUAUGGGAUCCGUAGACUAUAGAUCCACAAUUACGCACAGGUUAAGUGAAAACGCGCUCUUUUUAUUGCAUCUUUUCUCUGCAAAUGAGUCCCUGCAGAAUAUGUGGACACAUGUUGCAUUUCUUCUGCAGUCAUCUCAUGUGGACAGCUGCUGGAGUUCCACUUGGAAUUACAUUUUGGAGUUUGAGAUGAAACUCAUAAUUUCAAACUAAAAGGCACAUUUGAUCUAAAAUCAAAGGGCCACUUGUAAAAUAUAAACUACACGAUUUUAACCUGCUUUCAUAGCUUGACUCACAUUUUUCAUGAAAGCAAUAUUAUUUCAACAUCUUAUUAAGUAGGAUUGUUGUGGGUACUAAAACGUGCCUAUAAUUUAAAUAAUCAUCAAUUAAAAUACAUCUUUAAUGGUAGAUUAAAAAAAGCUCCCAUUCCUUUUGUAAACAAAGUAACUUUAUUGAUAUAUACAUUUUAAACAACAGGAGUUGAUCCAACGUGCUUUAAAGUUGUUUAUUCGUCAGUACAGAUAUAAAUUAUUAAAGAAAUAAUGCAAUAAAAAGCAAUUAAACACAUUCAAAACAACUAUAAUGAAACACUGUACAUCAGAUUUCACAGGUGCACUAUUUCAAACUAUUUGUGGAUACUGCAACAUUAUUUAUUUCAAUUGAUGUCCUGAAAAACAUUUCAUUCUCCUGAGUAAAUAAACAAAAUGUUAUGUCAUCGUCUCAGAGCUGCUGGAUUUAUGUCAUCUGCCCUCCACAUACAGGCCAGGCUGUAUGCUACAGGCUACAUCCUGCCUGUGCCAUAAGCUACACCCAAAUUAAUACAAUAUGUUAAUACACGUGCUUAUGCAAAAGUCAGGACUUGUUUAGGAAAUUGACAGUGUGUGUCUUUCCCUCACUUAUGAAGUACAGUGUGCAAACUCUACUCCUUUCAUUCCACUCUGCAUUGUUUACAGCAAUAUAGGGCAGCGGGCCCAUAAAUCUUCCGCGUGCUCUGCAGAGACAGCGCCAUUUGUAUGCACCGUUUUAACCGACAGCAUCCUCUGCCCAUUAACGUCUUCUCCCCGGCUCUCUCUCUCAGUCUGCUCUUAUCUGCACAGCUCUGUCCCCUGCAAAUACAUCCACUGAUCCGUGCAUCCAGCUCUGGAUACCAUUUAUGUUUAUUUCUAAGAUUAAGGAAGAUUUAAAUCAUGAAAAAAACAAAAA